UGAACCAUUCAUUAUUUUCAAAGCAACAAAGGACAAUCAACCUUCAUUUGAAAACUUCAAAAACAAACAUUUCAAAGCCAACAGAAACAAGGCUGCAUUUUACCAAAUCCCAAUACUCUAAUGGUAUUCUCCACAAAUCCACUCUCUUUAAGCGUCCCAGACCCCGCUUUCGAGUCAUGGCUCCGAGAAUCCGGCUACCUAGAACUUCUCGACCAACGCUCCUCCUCCUCCACCACCACCACCCCCGCCACAACCGCCGCCGCCACAUCAAGCACCACCACAACCAACCCCACCAUCACCUCCGCAUUAACGGGCGGACUCUUUGUCUCUCUACUCUCCCAUUUGAUAACCCUUCUCUCUCUGCUGACUCUAAACCCGUUAUCGAAGCUGACAACCCAUGAUUUCUCGGGUCAAACCCCGUCUUGGACCCGCGUGUUUAUCGGGGAUUUUGGGUGUUAUUCUUUUCCUUCAACAGCUGACCAGGCUAGGCUCAGAGUUCAUGAGAAUGUUAAGCGCUAUGCCAGAAAUUAUGCCUCUCUUUUUAUUCUCUUUUUCGCCUGUGCUCUGUAUCAAAUGCCUCUUACUCUAAUUGGAUUAAUAUCAAGUUUGGCACUUUGGGAUAUUUUCAAGUUCAGUAGUGAUAAAUGGGGCUGGGAACGAUACCCCGUAAUUCAGCAAGUCUUGAUCCGUACAGCCCAAUGUGACAAUUGUUUGAUGGUGGAAAAUGAUAACUUUGUUGCAGCAACUGCAGUCAUUCUCGUAUGGUUAAAUGUUCAAAUGGCUCUCUUCUGUGCACUUUGUGUCAGCUACACAGUCAUGAUCUUGCAUGCUGCAUUUCGGAAGCUAACACCGGCAAAGCAACCUUCUCGGCAAAGAUAAUGUAUAUGGAAACUGUGUAGUGAGAUGAUUGGCUUUACUUUGGGAUUCUUCACUGCAAGUGAUCGGCAGGUUAUGUGCACUCAGGCGUCAAAGUUUUACUUAUCUAAAUUACAAUGCGAAAGUAAAGCGAAGUAGCGUGAAAACUGGAUUAGAGUUCAUAGCUCACUUGCAUUGAGAUUUAGCUUUUGUAGUGUUUAGCUGAGUCAUUAAAAAAGGAGGUAUUGUUUAGGUGAUAGAUGCAUCAAGUACAUAACAAUUUGUAGAUAAUCACAUCAUUUUAAGACGGCUUAUAGCAAAUUCAAUUUCUGAUACCAUGUUUUCA
Messenger RNA from Mercurialis annua (annual mercury), 1201 nucleotides. RefSeq names its product PRA1 family protein H. Gene Ontology annotation, biological process: vesicle-mediated transport. The coding region runs from base 121 to 879 and encodes 252 amino acids. Gene Ontology annotation, cellular component: endoplasmic reticulum; Golgi apparatus. NCBI's taxonomy places the organism in Eukaryota, Viridiplantae, Streptophyta, Magnoliopsida, Malpighiales, Euphorbiaceae. The transcript is spliced from 4 exons. The record is from RefSeq and is a predicted model, not a curated record.